CUCCCUCCGCUCUGGGCUCAAUUCCCAAUCCCAAAUUUUCACUUCUAGAUCCCCAAAUCUACCAGAGCUUCUGUUACUUCCACACGGAAUCUCACUCCCCUCUGAUCUCUACAACCCACCUCCGUUACCGUCACCGGAGGUCCCCAUCGUCGCCGUCUCGCUUUUGUUGUUUGUCAGAUUCAGAGGGUUUCGCCGAUCUGAAUCAGAUCCAGGCUGGAUCAUUAUCCUCGUUAACAGAUCGCUCUGUUCGAUUCGGAUCUGGAAGUUGAAGUGAGAGAGAUAGCUUCAGAUCUAGUUUGGUUGGUUUCGGAAUCGAAUUAACUCGAGCGAGUUGAAGUCAGUGAUUUUGUUAUUAUGGAGACCCUUCUUGUUGUGGAGCAUAAGAACCAGUACUACAGCCGGGGAAAGCAACAUGGGCCGGGCCGUGUUGGGCCGACGCCGUCCAAGAGCUUCCGAGGGAUCAAUUGCCGGACUUUCCAAUCCGGCUCAGGUAUUCUGCCAACCCCUCCUCCAUUGAAGUCGAGUUCUACUACUACUCCUGUUUCGAAGAAACCAUCCCCUUCUGUUUAUUCACCCAAAACACCUAGCGCUGAUUCGCAGUUUGAUGCCAAGACUAAAUCUUACUCUGAUAGUAAAGUAAUGAGUAGAAACAAUGGGAGAACCAACCCGAUUCCUAUCGAUGCCCGAAACCUGAAGAAAGAGAAGCCUUUUAAUGAGGGUUUUUCGUUUUCUGAACUCUGGGCUGGCCCUGCUUACUCAAACUCUCCACCACCUAGUUCGUUGCCAAUACCCAAAUUUUCAGUUCGGCCAAAGAGGACCGUGUCGCUUGAAUUGCCUAGCUCAGUUUCUGCUAUUGAAAUGCACCCAAUUGCCAAGUCUGCACCCGCGUCCCCAACCAGAGAGCAUAGCUCCUCCAAAAGAGAUCUCUUUCACAAUGCGGACUCAGCCACUAGGACUCUGCGUCGCAUCCUCAACCUUGAUGUUGACAAUGAAUGAAGGGCCGGGAGCAUUAGGCUCCUGUAAAUAGUUGUUGUAUAUAUAGUGAAUAAAGUGGUUGGUAGUGUUGGGCUCUUUCUUAUGGUUAUAGUAGUGGCAGGCAUGGUUGUGGCAGGUUGAUGUUCUCUGCAUUAGUGGUGGUGUUUUGAAGGGGAAGGUGUGGUACUUGGUUUGGCAAGAUUGGCAUUGUAUGGUAAUUGUUAUGGUGUUAGCUCUUUCUUAUGGUUCUCACAAACAGCAGCCUUGGUUGUGGCGUGUCAAUGGUCUCUGGGUUUGAACUAUGAGGCAGACUUGGUGUACUUGUGUUGGGAAGAUGGAGAGAUGGGCGCCGUAUUAGUAGUUUGGGAUACAUGAUAUGGAUGGGAUUUGAUUUUAUGGAAGCAGAAGGGGAAUAGAUGGAACAACUAACUUGAGGAAAUUCACAUUUUACCUCGGUUUGAAGUUGUGACAUUAAUUUGUCAAUGUGAUAUCCUCCUUCAGAUCUGCUAACUUCAUUCUAACUCCUUUUAGAACUAGGUUUAGCCCUUUAGUUUUGGUCACUGUGUAUAGUGUAGAAUGUCUAGUGGUCUAUGGAUACAGAUUUCUGUAGGUUUCUUUUCUGUUCUUGGUUUUCAUCUUCUUUACCUUUCUAGUUUCCCGUUUAGUGUCCUUAUAAAUAGUCUUAACAUUGGUCGGUGUCUUUGUCCUUAGUACAGCUUUUCUAAAUCUCUUCCUAAUUCCUUGAGUAGUCAUCCUGUUUCAUCAAUCUCUUUGCUUGGUCUGUCUAGCCUGAAUUGGCUUCUCUCCAAUCAACAACUCUCACCUUCUUACUGAUGUAACUUUCUUGUUCUUUUAGUUACAAUCUGACUCCUUUACUACACUCUGAUAAAGGGUGUUUCUCCUUCGCCCAUCUUUUCUGUUUUUUGAAAGAAAAGAGGGAAGGGGUAGUGAUUGUUGUUCUUUCCUACUUCUGCUUCAAUGCUUCUGUUUGUAGAGGUCAAUUUGUGUUUGUUUGUCAUGCAAGAUUUCACUUGUUGAAAUCUUGUUCUUGCAAGUGAAUGGUGCCUUAUUCUUGUAUUCAUAUCAUUUCCAUCCUCGGAGAUUGUUGAUUUCGCCAAGCCUUCAACAAGGUAGGAAAAUCCAAAAGGCUGUUGUGCUAGUAGUGAGAUUCUUUAGUGAAUCUAGUAUGUAGUAGUUUCCUGAAGGAGUCAAAUGCAGUUCUAGCAUGUAGUCAUGAUCAUCAUGAAAUCUGGUUGAUGCUUUGUGCUGUGUGCUAGGAGUUCAUUAAAUCCAAUGGAUAGAUAUAUAAUGUGUUCCCCUGGUCACAUUUUCAUUAUAUGUUCUGUUUCCUUGAACUUCAAUGUUAUCGUACUUGGUUGUUUAUUUAUCAACAGUGUUUCUAUUCACUAUUUAAUCUAUUGUUUUCUUUU
This is a messenger RNA of Fragaria vesca subsp. vesca, 2405 nucleotides long. RefSeq lists its product as uncharacterized. The transcript is spliced from 3 exons. NCBI's taxonomy places the organism in Eukaryota, Viridiplantae, Streptophyta, Magnoliopsida, Rosales, Rosaceae. Bases 355 to 996 code for a protein of 213 amino acids. The record is from RefSeq and is a predicted model, not a curated record.